GAUAACGACACACCAAACGUGUUAGUAUUGUAAUUAGAUAGAUCCGAAAAAAUCAAGAUGGCGACGUUAUUACUGAGGAACCUGGGUCGUCAGACUUUGGCAUCAAAGCAUCAGGGAGUGUUUUGCAUGAUCAAGUCAAGUGGUCCAAUGAGUACUAUGCAGGCAUACAAACAGAUGGAAGAAUUCUGGGCCAAGAACAGAAAACUGAAACGUCCUCUCUCUCCACAUCUUAGAAUAUACAAACCAGAAUUACCCAUGAUGACCUCAUUGGCUCACAGAGUAACAGGCAUAGCUAUGGCACUGACUGUCUCAGGGGCCUCAUGCUUUUUAUUCCUUGCUUCUGGUGUUGGUGAUUUCACAUAUUGGCUGAGCCUCGUACAGUCACUAGAGCUGGGACCUGCGAUUAUUAUAGGCAUGAAAUACCUUCUUGCUUUCCCUGUCUGUUAUCAUUACAUCAAUGGAAUCAGACAUUUAGCAUGGGACUGGGCGUGGGGUUUCGGCCUUCAGAAACUGUAUAAGACUGGAUAUUUCGCUAUCACUCUCUCCUUCAUUGUUGCAACGGCGUUUGUGUUUGGUUUCCCGCUCAGUAAAUAAAGGACAAGAAAUGCAGGGACAGUACAUGUAUUUAGAUGUGAUUUAUAGUCUGCUGUAGACAGUGGUUCUCAGGCUCUUUGAAAGUAAAAAACACCCCACUGAAGAAAUAUUUUGCUAUUAAAAAAUUAUUAUAUUCCCACUGCAAAAUUAUGUCCACUUUAAAAAGUUUAUUGCUAUAUUUCCUCAUCAGAAUAAUCACCCACUCGUCAGAUGUUAAAUCAGGAAAUUCUUUUGUAAAUGAAACAGUUUCACCUUGUAAAAAUGUUAUUUUUGCUGGCCCCUUAUGCUAUAUUUUUUCUAAUAUAAACCCCGAGUUUGUUUUGUUAGUCUUGUUAUACUGUAACAUAUUUAAAAUAUAUCUGUCUUAUAAAUUCUGUAACGGAGGUGAUAUUAAAUAAAUUUCUUUCAUGAAAGAGCCUGAGGACAGAUUCAGGCUGUUAAAUGCUAAUGAUGUUGUAGCUAAAUCCUCGAGUAGAACAGUUUGUAUUGGUUGUCAUUCUCUUCUGUUCUUAUGACACAGAAAGGCAGGACUACCAGGUGUAUCGAUAUCAAAGUUUAUAUCAUACAAGCCAUACUAUUUUGCUAUUUAACUAUCAUCUAUACAGUACUAAGUAUUAUACUUACAACUUCUAUAUUUAGUAUCUUACACAAUGUAUAAUUUCUCAAGAAAUCUAAUGUAUUGUACAGAAAGUAUAUUAAAUCACUGUAAUUGUUUAACAGGGGCAUGUUUGUGCAGCAUCACUAUUGGAAGAACCUUUAUAAUAAAUUUUGUACGAUAAUUUUAAAAAGUACAUUAAAUUUUUGCUUCACUAUUAAGAAUGUGAAUUUGAUUGUGCAUUUGUUAAUUUUGAUUUGAAAAAAUAUUAGUUUUAUACAUAUAUGUAGUUUAAUCUCGCAGUGGUCUGUGUACCAAUGUCACAGUGUCCUUGACUUUUUCCAACCAGAUAUUUCUUGUCAAUGUGAUUAUUAUUGAAGUGCUUUUUAAGUUCUUAUUUAUUGAUAGUGCAAUGGAUCAUCACAGUUUGGUGCAGAAUUUACAUAGAUAUGUAGGCAUAAUAUAUUUUACACUUCUAAAGUGGUAGAUUGUAUGCUGAUUUGAUAAAUUUCAAAAUUUUGAAAACAGAAAGAAUUUAAUUGUAUAAUAUUUGAGACACUAAACUACCAGACAUAUUUGUAUAUAAUAUAUGCUGAUAUGAUAUGCAGUGAUAUUUUUAGAUCCAUGCAGUGCUGAAAAAACUAAAAACACCUAUGUUUUUUUUUAUCCGAAACAAAGUUUGCAAGAGAAUGGAAAAUAUUUAUAUAUUCAUGAUAUCUAGUAUUUAACCUUCCCUGUCAAAAUUUACUUUUUGGUUCAUGUUUGUGCUAUAUUGCCAGUCUGUAUUCAGUGCUAUAUUUUGCUAGACUAAAGUAAAAACUUGGGAGAAAAUAAUUCUGAUGAUUUGUUUUGGACGUCAUGUCAGAUCUGUUUGCUCUUGGUCUUUCGGACAUUUAGUAAUACAUGUGGUUUUAACUAUUUACUGGUAAGCCAUUCAGUAUGUUUCUAUUGUGAAAUUUUAAAUAUCUUUCAUCAUUUUUAUAGUUAAAUUAAAGCUGAGCUUUAUAAAUUGUGUAAGCUUUCUCCAAUUUCUUUUUAGUGUAAUGCAAUGUGUGACAUUUACAUGUAAUAUAAAUGUAACCAGGUGCCAUAACACUAGGUAAUAGUGCUGUUAAUUUUCUGUUUGCUCCUACUCACUAGGUAAUUUUAAUGAUUGUUUUUUUUUUGUUCCUGAGAAUCUUUAAUAUAUAUAUUGUUGCUAAACUGUAUUGUGUGUGUAAAGAAAAAAAAUAAAAUUGAAAACAAAUAUUUAAACAAG
Mercenaria mercenaria is the source of this 2447-nucleotide messenger RNA. Its product is annotated as succinate dehydrogenase cytochrome b560 subunit, mitochondrial-like. Gene Ontology annotation, cellular component: membrane. Gene Ontology annotation, biological process: tricarboxylic acid cycle; mitochondrial electron transport, succinate to ubiquinone. Lineage: Eukaryota; Metazoa; Mollusca; Bivalvia; Venerida; Veneridae. Bases 58 to 594 code for a protein of 178 amino acids. The transcript has 6 exons. Gene Ontology annotation, molecular function: succinate dehydrogenase activity; electron transfer activity. The record is from RefSeq and is a predicted model, not a curated record.